CACUGUGUGAACACGUACUUUUCAGAGCCUUGGAUCUUAGACAGACGCAGUUUUCCAUUCUUCUGAGCGACCCCCUCGACCCGUCUGUCUCUAAAAUGGACAUCAGGGACGAAAACAAUUAUAUUUUGGAAACAGUGCAGUCGGAAGAAACGCCUUCCACUCCUGAAGUUGACAUUCUGGGGCAAACAUCCAACCCUCUGCAUCUCCCUCCUUUCCCCACUGGGACACCUGCUCCCCCUCAGCCAGCAUCAGAUCCUCAGACUGGAGGAUUUUUUAGCAACAUCCUCCCAGAACCAGCUCCUCCUGUGUAUCAGCAACUGGUUCCACUCAUGGUCUCAGCACCAGCUCACCUCUACAGUCAGCCAGGGACAGAUAGGCAGGGACAGCUGAGACACCCAGAGUGUAAUGCGCUCAGGAUUCCAGAGACCAUGACCCAGUACGAGCGUCCUUUUGGAGAACUGCACGGUGUCCCCUUCUGGGAUUUUGUCCCUCCUGCUCCCCCAUCCAACCCUCCACUUCGCCCUCCUUUCCCCACUGGAGAUCCCGCACCCCCUCAGUCACCAUUAGAUCCUUGGAUUGGAGGAUUUCUUAGCCACACCCCCCUGGAAACAGCUCCUCCUGUGUCUCAGCAGCUGGUUCCACUCAUGGUCACUAACACCGCCACAGUGCCAGCUCACCUCUACAGUCAGCCAGGGACAGAUAGGCAGGGACUGCUGAGACACCCAGAGGGUAAUGUGCCCGGGAUUCCACAGACCAUGACCCAGUAUGUGCGUCCUGCUGGAGAACUGCACGGUGUCCCCUUCUGGGAUUUUGUCCCUCCUGCUCCCCCAUCCAACACCUCCACUACAAAAAAAAGGAAAUAUGAAGCCAAACAGGAUGAGGACCAGCUGUACAUAAAGAAACCACCAAACGCCUUCAUGAUUUACCUGAAGGAGCAGAGGCCAAAGGUGAUGGCGGAACUGAACCUAACUGGCAGUGCAGCCAUAAAUGCAGUUGUGGGAAAGAGGUGGAGGUCUCUCUCAAAAGCCCAACAAGCAAAAUAUUUUGAUCAGGCUGAAACCGAGAGAUGCCGUCACGCCACAGAGCAUCCAGACUGGUCCACCAAAGAAAACUAUGUAUGUCCAAAGUGCCAACAUGCAGUUCAUACAUGUGCCCAUCACUGCACUGAAUUAUGA
Oreochromis aureus is the source of this 1175-nucleotide messenger RNA. Its product is annotated as transcription factor 7-like 2. Bases 96 to 1175 code for a protein of 359 amino acids. Gene Ontology annotation, molecular function: RNA polymerase II cis-regulatory region sequence-specific DNA binding; DNA-binding transcription factor activity, RNA polymerase II-specific. The record is from RefSeq and is a predicted model, not a curated record. Gene Ontology annotation, cellular component: beta-catenin-TCF complex. Gene Ontology annotation, biological process: regulation of transcription by RNA polymerase II; canonical Wnt signaling pathway. NCBI's taxonomy places the organism in Eukaryota, Metazoa, Chordata, Actinopteri, Cichliformes, Cichlidae. The transcript is spliced from 8 exons.